Oncorhynchus masou masou (cherry salmon) is the source of this 5712-nucleotide messenger RNA. RefSeq names its product PH and SEC7 domain-containing protein 1-like. NCBI's taxonomy places the organism in Eukaryota, Metazoa, Chordata, Actinopteri, Salmoniformes, Salmonidae. Gene Ontology annotation, molecular function: phospholipid binding; guanyl-nucleotide exchange factor activity; protein binding. Gene Ontology annotation, biological process: regulation of ARF protein signal transduction. Bases 565 to 5577 code for a protein of 1670 amino acids. The transcript has 17 exons. The record is from RefSeq and is a predicted model, not a curated record.
GGAGGCUGGCCAGUAUAGCAGCAGCCUGGAGUAGUUGGGCAGGUCUAUGCAUCUACUGCAUGCUGCAGCCGGGUAAGGAAGGAAGAAAAGAGGGCAAGGAGGAAGGAGAGAAGGAGAGAAGACAGACUAAGAAGUCAUGUGGGAGGUGUAAAUCCACUGUGGAUGAGCUGAGGGGAGAAGAAGAGGUGAUAGAGAAGGAGGGAAGAGAAGAGAGGCAGGGAGGCAGGAGAGGAGAUUCGGCUGGCUCUAUGUGUGAGGCUGCAGCUGCUGCUUCUCCCUCUGCUGUUUCUGCACUGUGUGGUGGAUCACGAUAAAGCUUCACCAGGAUAACAGAAGGCUUCGACAGAGGAUGAAGGUAUGGUGACUAGAGAUCUGCUGGAGGCGUCCUAAGGGCCUGUUUGCCCAUAAUGUCCUUAGUCUUACUGAGUAGGAAGGAACAUGUCCUAAAAAUACAGUGACACCCCCAUCAACAGAUAAACAAACAAAAUCCUAGUAAAAGGAGAGGAGGCCAGUCUCUGUCUUCUGUAUCACUCGCUCUCUCUUCCUGGCCUCGAGUGUGAGGUCAUGUCCCAGUCUGGAAAAGUCCUUCAUCUGUACGUGGAGGUGAGGUCAGCCCCGGAGCAGGAUGGGAAUGGGGGCUUGGGGGGAGGAGUGGAGGGUCCUGGGACUGGGAGUAACUCAGCCUCAGCACAGGAUGGGCCAGCUGGGCUUUUGUCAAAGCUAACCUGCCAGACUAAAUGUCAGACUCCUACCAAAGUACAAACGCACCGCCGAGCCCAUAACUUCACUCACACCCAGUCUCCCUCCAGACACACAGUGAGCUUCCAGCUCCACCAAGGCAAUGGCAACCAGUCACCUAGCAUCUCCAAGCGGCAGAGUUUACCGGCAGCACUGACCCACUCCCCAGCCUUUUCCAGAAAUGGGAGGACCACCACCCCCCACAAACCCUCCUCCAAAGGGCAGGGGGUGGGGGGUGAUGCCAAACGCUCGGUGGUCACCUUCAGCUACAUUGAGAAGGCUAACGUCAAGAGAGUGGAGAGCCCACAGAACUCUGCCUGUCAGAGGAGGUCUAGGGAGGAGAGGUCAUCCCCACCUUCCUACCCCCGGAAGAGACUCAGCGACUCCAUCUGGAUGGGUAGUCCUGGCUCCUCCUGCAGCUCCAGUCCCAAACUAGCGUUUCGUCCCCCAGGGUGUAUCCAGCAACAACAGCAACCGUCAGUCUCCCCCAGCCACUGCCACCCCGUCUUGGAUCCCGUCGGCAGGGCAGCCACCCAGCUUGCCCUGGAAGAGUUUGGGUUUGGUUCCCCCCUGCACAGGAGUAAGAUUCUCCAUGGGCUCGAGCAGAGUCCCAGGGGCUCCCGCCACAACCAGCAGGCCGGUUGCCUGUCAUGGGCAGGCGGCUCUCCUGUCCCACGCCACAGCGCCUGCAAUAAUCACGCCAUGGACACAGAUAGAAACCGGGCCAUUUGCGGGCCAUUACCCAGGAGCCCAGCCUCCGACCAGCUUUCGUCUCAUGCUAGCCAGGCCGCUCUGGGUAUGUCUCCUAACUCGAGACCCAGGUUGUGUAUGGGGCCCAAGGCCCAGAGCCCACACCAAUGGGAAGGUCAGGACAAAGCUAUCACAGGGAGUCCAGCCACCCAGAGACAAGUACACAAGCCCUGUAACAGCAGUUCCUCCCCUCAAGGGACCAUUCUCCAACUUAGCAAUAAACUAGGGGUAGGAACUGUACUGAACCAGCUAAGUGGUAGCAAACCCUCCUCACCAUCCAACAGCCCUGAAGUGGCCCGGAGGCUAGCUGAGGAGGCUACCAAAGUGUCCUCUAUUUUAGCAGAGGUAAGGAGGAACUCAUUGACUUUGCACAGCACUUUAGACGAAGUAGAGAGCCCCAACUGUGGAUGUAUGUCCAGAGAAGCCAACAGUUCUGUCCCAAAAGCACAACUGCAACAUUUGCAGCAUCAGAAAGUUAAGAUGAACAUCCCUUUACACGGCCUACACACACCAGCAUCCAACGACACUGACUCUCAACAUGCUGUAAACUCUUUACCAUCGUCACGCACACAGGACACAAACACUCCAACACUAACCAAUCAUAGGACACAGCACGGAGGAGGGUGGGCUCUGGGUCAGAGCUCCAUCCUAUCAGACGCAGUAGUGGGUGGAGGAGUGUCCCCAGCCCUGCCUUCGCGCUUCCUCCGUCCAUUUCUUCCCCCAGCCGAGACCAGCUCCCCUCUGAGGGACCCCAGGCUGCUGAGAGCCCAGCUCAGAGUCACCGACAGCCCCACGCUGCACCGCUGUCAGCCCCCUCAAUACACUGGAGAUUUCUGGUCCUUCGAGCCGGACAGGACAGCCGACUUGUCCUGCUUCGACAGGGGGGACAGUGCCGAGCUGGCCCGUAGGCUCUACAUACGCCAGAGUGUGGAAGAAGCCCCUGUCAGCUGGACUUCCAGGCAGCCCUGGAGCCACCUGGUAGGGGAGGAGAGCAGCAGCUCCAGUUCCAGCCCCAGACUUGGACAUGGACCCGGUCAGCAGCCCUUGAGCACGGCCCAGCAGAAGAGGGCUGAGCAGAGGAGGAGGGAGGUUCUGCUGCUAGGCCCUGUGGUGCUGGACUCCCCAGAGGAGGACGAGGGCCUGGAUGGGGAUGGGGAAGGGGAGGAGGUUUCGGGACAAGGGCAGCAGCCAAGCCUGCUGAGGGUGGAGGAGCCUCAAGGGGGGGAGCGAAUUGGGAUAGCGGGGUCCUCGUCGCGCAGCUCCAGCGGGGUGACGGGCAGCCUAGGUGAAAGGGAAUGUGUGUCUCCAGAGUCCAGUCAGUCCAGCCACCAGAGCAACGAGACAGGGGCUGCCACUUCAGGGAUACAGACGGACAGUGGCACUGCAGUCCCAGGCCCCUCCCUCCACUCCCAGAGGAUAGCUCGUGCCAAGUGGGAGUUCCUAUUUGGGACACCCGCUGAGGAGGCUGCUAGCAGGGGGGAGAAAAGUACCAUCGAACCCUCCACAGCUCCUCCCAGUGGCCAGUCCAGUGAAUCCCCCACUUCCCCCACCUCCCUCCCCCUCAUCUCAGCCAAUCACGAGGUGCAGCACGUGGAGGUAGAGCUGGUGACUCCUCCCCCAGCGGCGGUGGGGGAGUCGCCAAAGACGGGCAUCAUCCGGGGGACCCUCAAGUACUCGGAGACGGACCUGGAUGCCGUGCCCCUGCGCUGCUACCGCGAGACCGACAUCGAUGAGGUGCUAUUGGCUGAGCAGGAAGACACCGACUCAGCGUUUGGGAGUAACCGCAGCGUGAAAAGCACAUCGGGUACAGGCAGCAGCCCCCUGGGUGUCUGUCCCUAUGAGAGAACGAGUGGGGAGGAGGAGGAGGUGGAAGGAGAGGAGGAAGAGGAGGAGGAGGAUGAUGAGGAGGAUGAGGAGGAGGUGGUGAGCUGGGUCUCAGUGAGGAUGCAGGGGGACAUUAAGAGGCAGCAGCAGCAGCAGGUGAUCAGUCAGCUGCUGAAGAGGCCAUUGGACAGUUUCUUCGACAACCUCCCGGCCCUCAAGUCGCCGAUCCUGGUUUCGGGUCCUCGUCUGGCAGGUACGACUGAGGACACCUUCAGCCGCCAUUUUGAGAGCAUAAUGGAGUCACAUCGCGCCAAGGGCACAUCCUACUGCAGCCUGGACAGCGAGGAGCUGCUGACCUCCAGCACCCAGACGGUCCUGACCUUUGACCUUCCCACACUGACCCCAGAGAUCCAGGGCGGUCAGAUGAUCUGUCAGAGCGCCCGGCACAUUGUCAAGUUGAGCUUCGCCCCACUGGCCCACUGUGAGAGGGGAACAAGCCUAUCAGAUUCCAUCGUCACGGUGACAGGUGACUCAGACGCCACGCGCGCCCCCUCCAGCGAAAGGCUGAGCAGUGGCUCGGAGGACACACUUCCGCGAGGGGGAGGGGGCGGGGCACGGAUGUUGGGGAGCAGCUGGUACAGCAACCCCACAUUCUCCUUCCCUAGGUCAGUGAUGUCAUACAGCAGCAACCCCUCCCUCUCCUUCCACAGGGAGAAGGCUCGUCUGGCGACAGACUCGGAGCUGGAUCAGGACCUCAGUGAGCGGCUGGGACUGGGGAGCAGCGACACCCUCACCAACGGUAACCGCGCUGACGGAGAGGCCGCCAAGCGCCUGGCCAAGCGCCUCUUCACCCUGGACGGCUUCAGGAAGUCCGACGUGGCCCGUCACCUCAGCAAGAACAAUGACUUCAGUCAUAAGGUUGCAGAGGAGUAUCUACACUUCUUUAACUUCACAGGUCUUAAUGUGGACCAGGCUCUGAGGGCCUUACUCAAGCAGUUCUCCCUGAUGGGAGAGACUCAGGAGAGGGAGCGGGUGCUGUCUCACUUCUCUAGGAGAUACCUGCACUGUAACCCAAUACUCAUACCUACUGAGGAUGGUGUUCAUACCUUGACCUGUGCCCUGAUGCUGCUAAACACAGACCUGCAUGGUCAUAACUUUGGCAAAAGGAUGUCCUGCACACAGUUCAUUGACAACCUGGAGGGUCUGAAUGAGGGUCAAGACUUUCCCAAAGACUUGCUGAAGGCCCUGUACAACUCAAUCAAGAAUGAGAAGCUUCAAUGGACAAUCGAUGAGGAGGAGAUGCGGAAGUCUUUCUCGGAGCUGGGGGACACCAACCAGGCUGACUCCACCUCUAAACAAAUGAAGAGCAUGGCCAGCGGUGAGAAACACCUAGUGGCCAUGGCCCAACCCUCGGGAGCCCUGCUGUACAAGAAUGGCUUCCUGGUGCGCAAGGUGCAUGCCGACUCAGAUGGCAAGAGAACACCGCGUGGGAAGAGAGGAUGGAAGACGUUCUAUGGCAUUCUGAAGGGGCUGAUUCUCUACCUGCAGAAGGGAGAGUACCGGCCAGAUAAACAGCUGUCAGAUGAGGAUCUGAAGAACGCCGUGUCCAUCCACCACUCUCUGGCGAUGAGGGCUGCUGACUACAGCAAGAGACCCAAUGUGUUCUACCUCCGCACCGCCGACUGGAGAGUCUACCUCUUCCAGGCACCAAACGCAGAGCAAAUGCAGUCGUGGAUCACGCGCAUCAACACGGUAUCAGCCAUGUUCUCAGCACCACCCUUCCCUGCAGCCAUUGGUUCACAGAAGAAAUUUGCCCGACCGCUGCUGCCAGGCUCCACCUCCAAACUGUCACAGGAGGAGCAGGUCCAGUCCCAUGAGGCCCGGUUCCGGGCCAUCUCCACUGAACUGGCUGAGCUGCGCUCGUAUCCUCCAGACCGAAAGGUCAAAGGCCGUGAGCUGGAGGAGUACCGCCAGCGGGACGAGUACCUGGAGUUUGAGAAAACGCGCUAUGGUACCUACGCCAUGCUACUGCGGGCCAAGAUCCGCUGCGGCGAGGAUGACUUGUCCGUAUUCGAGGCCCAGAUCCUGGAGGACAAUGGCCUGCAGCGCGCUCACUCCAGCCCCACACUGCAGGACAGCAGCCAGGCCAGCCAGGCCUCCCAGGGCAGCAGCACCAAGGAGCCGGUGGGCUGCAGCGGUAUAGGAAAAGGCUCCAAGCGCACAGAGGGCCAGAGAUACAGCUACCGCCAGGCCGUCAAGAAGUGAGUCAGGGCGGGGUGCUGGGUGGUGAUGACGUGGCAGGCUUGUCUCCCUGCGCAGGUUAUUUGAGAUCCGGGUGAGGGGGGGUUAUAGGAGCUUGAAAAGGAGCGGGGUGAGAGUUUACUGUAAACACCACGCCCC